AUGAAGAGAUCAUUCCAUAAAAAAGAAGAAAAUGAUGACGUGGCAGAGAAUGCUUCCAAUCAAACAGUCCCUCAGAUAGAAUCUCCACCACUUUCUCCUCCUCCGCCGCCGCCGCCGGCGAGAAGACUGAGGAGGCGCCUUCUGGCGAGGAUGCCCUACCAGCAGAAGCACCUCAACGUGGCGGAGGCACGCCGCGAGAUCGUCGCGGCCCUCAAGCACCACCGCGCCACCGCGAUCCAGCCAAAAAUGGAGCCGCGAAGCCUCGAUUUUUCGAGAGCCAGCGCCUCCAAAUUGCCCCUGCUGCAAGGCAUGUAUCCCUACGCGAUCCAGCCGAAGCCAAAAAUCGAGCCGCGAAGGCUCGAUUUUACGAGAGCCAGCGCCUCCAAAUCGCCCCCGCUGCUGCAAGGCAUGUAUCCCUACGCGAGUAAUCGCAGUUGGAUUUGCCCCCACUGCUUCUCCCCCUGGCCGGCGGUGAUGCUGACGCCAUCGCCGCCGCCGCCGGAUGCGGGGUUUCACGACUUCGAGGUGCCGUGGAUGGGGCUGGGGCUGAAGCUGGACGUGGAGGCGUUCGUCGGCAAGCCGUAUAAGGUUUACAUCGACGGCGCGCCGCCGGUUGAGAUUGAUGAAGACGAGAUCGAUGAGGAAAUGGCGGACGAUGAGGAAAGCGGCUGUGGAGUGGAGAAGCAAUGCGAGGUGGAUCUGCAACAGGAUUCUGCUUUGCCUGGCUUGGAGAUUGAGGAAACUGAUGGAGUGGAUGGAGACUGGCUGAAUUGA
Messenger RNA from Salvia splendens (bonfire salvia), 774 nucleotides. RefSeq lists its product as uncharacterized. Lineage: Eukaryota; Viridiplantae; Streptophyta; Magnoliopsida; Lamiales; Lamiaceae. Bases 1 to 774 code for a protein of 257 amino acids. The record is from RefSeq and is a predicted model, not a curated record. The transcript has 2 exons.